AUGCAGCCUGAAGAAUUUGCCGCUGCGGCUCGUGGCGGUUUCGGAGGAGACGCGGAAAAGGCGAAGGCGGCAGAAGCUCAGGAGGCGAUGCGGCAGCAAAUGGAGGAACAACGGCGAAUUAUGCUUCGAGCGGUCUUGACACCGGAGGCUCAGGAGCGGUUACACCGCAUCCAACUUGUCAAGGCGGACAAAGCACGGGAGGUCGAAACCCUCAUUCUGCAGAGUGCUCAGAGGGGCCGAAUUGCCGACAAGGUGGACGAGGCGACUCUCAUAGAGCUUCUUCAGCAGACCAGCGCCGCGACGGCUGCGAAGAAUCAACCCAAAGUCACCGUGCGUCUCGGUCUCUGA
Messenger RNA from Neospora caninum, 348 nucleotides. RefSeq lists its product as hypothetical. Gene Ontology annotation, molecular function: DNA binding. NCBI's taxonomy places the organism in Eukaryota, Apicomplexa, Conoidasida, Eucoccidiorida, Sarcocystidae. Gene Ontology annotation, cellular component: nucleus; cytosol. The coding region runs from base 1 to 348 and encodes 115 amino acids. The record is from RefSeq and is a predicted model, not a curated record. The transcript is spliced from 5 exons.